AUGUACGAAGGGAUUGACAACCUGAAAUCCCUUUACGACCGUGCCGGGAAGACUUUCUCCGGCGGUCCUUCUGCGGCACAGGAUGUGUCGCGUCGUACUGCUCGACCAGACCCAGUACGUCAACCAUCAAUUGGGAGCGGGGGUCCCAAGAAUCCCAGGACGGGGGAUAGCCGCGCCACCGGACGAGGUAACUCGUCCGACGUCCGUUCACGUCGCGGUAAUUCAACAGCUGCUCUACUAGAUAGCGCUGGCCACCGCGAGAGUCCUCUAAUGGAGGUGGAGGAGGAGGAAAGACGCUCUCCACACGAUCAUGUGGAUCGGUGUGUUCCCGAGAGCUUCUUUGAUCGCGUAACGCAAGGGUUACGCGACGAUCUCGAGCAUGAGCGGAAUAGGCGUCUCCAGAUGGUGGACACUGCCUCGAAGCAUCGAGCUGAGUUUGCCUUUGCUCAGCUUGAGAACGAGAGAUCUCUGACAUCUCUUCGUGACGAGCUAAGGGUAGCUCGUGGGAUUGUUGAUCGGUCUCGGGCUGAGAUAACUGCUCUUCAGACCCUUGUUGAUGCCCACCAUCGGGAGCACAAGGCUCUCUGCGAGAUGCUUGAGCGCAAGGGAGUUCUUCAUCGGAAGAAGCAGCGUACUGAUGGUACGGCUUAA
Molecule: messenger RNA, 651 nt
Organism: Peronospora matthiolae
Lineage: Eukaryota; Oomycota; Peronosporomycetes; Peronosporales; Peronosporaceae
Source: the annotation of a GenBank genome assembly